ACGUCACGCGCAAAGUUCCCACGACCCGGAUUAUAUUCGGAGCGAGAUUGAAUAUGCCUCAUAUGCGCCGUUCUCACUUAUAGGAGCGGAUGCUUGUUGUGUUUUUUGUCUUGAGUCAGAAACACAGUGACAGGCAGCUCAUUUUUCUCCACCGAGCUUCUGGAUCUGGGCGGACUGAUAUUGCUUGCGCGUUCUGUGCGCUCGUGCGUGGAUGCCGCGCUUUCCCGUCUUAUCGGGACUUCUGAACAUCUGGAUAUUAACCUGCGUUUUUUGGGGGGGAACUCAGUGUGCUCGAUUUCCCCACAAAUAUGUGCGUGACCAUAGAGUGAUGGAAUGAGUGGGUGUGAUAAAGUGUAGCUCUCUAAGGGAAUUUACGCAUCUCCUACCCAGCACAUAAAGCUCUGCUGUAGGAUGCAGGGAUGAUGCCCAUUCGGCGUGUGAAGGCUCAGCAACGUGUGUGGCCACUGAGCACAGAGCCUCCUCCUUGGGUAUGGACAAUCCCAAGUGCUGCAGGACUGUGUGCUCUGAGCUCAACUCCACAUGCGACCCUCCUUACCUCCGCCCGACCCGCUCCUCCUCUGCGUGCUGUCACCAGCUGGCAGAUCUCCUGUGAUCCCUUCUUACCGCCACUCAUCAGCCCACUUCCAAUGCCAAGUGUUCAGUGGGAGCUUACAUCUAGACCUCCCAUGCUUGGAUUUCAGCCUUCUACGGGUGUUGAUUUGGUCCCUGUGUUCCCUGUUGUGUAUCGCACCGUACUUCACCCACACUACGGCAAGUCCUGGGUGGAAAAACGCACGCCUGACUACAAGGUUUAUCUCAAUAAUGCUUUGGAGACCUGGAUUGGGCCAGAGGAAGUGGGAAUUUUUCAACGUCAGGAAAAGCCAGUGUUAAUGACAAACCAAGUGGCGAUGAGCAUAUCGAGGCCAGCAGCUGCCUCCAGGAAUUUUCACACUUUGCUUCUGACACCCAGGCGAAUUUCAGGUUGUCCAGUAGCCAUAAAACGAGUGCGGAGCAACAAACGGAUGGCUCUGACAACAGCAGCGCUUGUGGCUAUGGAAUCAGACAAAGCACAGAGACUGUCGUCUUCCUCAAAUCACCCUCUACAUGUUCUCUCACUGUCACCAAUUAAGAUCCCAUUUCUGACUUCACCCAACCCAGGACCUCGAGGCUCAUGGGAAAGUCUGCUAAGUCCUGUUCUGCCCACACAGCUCACUGCUGUGCGGUCCCUCUCUGCCCCUGCUGUGACCCUUCUGACUGGUAACUGGAAAGAUAAAAAGGCUCCAGAAAAGAAACUGGAAGUAAAAAAACCAUCCUGUACAGGAGCAUUGGUGGUGCACUCCAUGCCAGAAGACAAAGUGGAGGAAGAGCAGUUUAAGAUCAGCAUGGACAUGGACAGCUCUCCUAAAGACAAACGGCCAGUUGCCUCCACUCCAGUGCCAGGAUCACCAUGGUGUGUGGUUUGGACAGGAGAUGACAGGGUUUUCUUCUUCAAUCCCACCAUGCAGCUGUCUGUAUGGGAGAAACCAAUGGAUUUAAAAGACAGAGGAGACCUCAACAAAAUAAUUGAAGAUCCUCCACAUAAACGCAAGAAAGAGUUGUCAGAGGAUGGCUCAAAUUCCCUCUCAGCUGAUGAUGAGGAUGAAGACGAUGAUGAAGGAGACCAUAUUUCAAAAUCGAAACGCAACAAAUUGGAAGAGCCGUAUAGUAAUUCUGCAUCUGGUAGUGAGGAGCGGAAUACAGAGAGGUGCACUGCGUCCAAUCAGAUUAUCCUACCACUGGAGCUGCGGAUCACACGCUUCAGAGAUAUGCUCUUAGAGAGAGGGGUGUCUGCAUUUUCAACAUGGGAAAAAGAAUUACAUAAAAUUGUGUUUGAUCCACGUUACCUGCUUCUGGGACCGGAGGAGAGGAAGCAGAUUUUUGAUCAGUUCGCCAAAGCCAGGAUAAAAGAAGAAUAUAAAGAAAAAAAGAACAAACUCCUGCAGGCGAAAGAGGAGUUCAGGAAAUUACUUGAAGAGUCCAAAAUUACAUCCAAGUCAACUUUCAAAGAGUUCUCAGAAAAGUAUGGCCGAGACCCACGUUUUAAACGUGUUCCCAAGCAGAAGGACCAGGAGCUGCUUUUCUCCCAGUUCAUCAGUGGGCUCAAGAAGCGUGAUAAGGAGAACCGAAUGAGGCUGAGGAAGAUGAGAUGAAGUUUCAGCAGACUGUGAAAUAAACUAAUUUGUUUUAACAGAAUGCCUUUUUGACAGGAAUCAAGUCAAACUGCACAAGGACACAUUAUGCCACUGCAUCUGACUAAGUAAAUAAAACCUAUUGCAGGGUCUGGAGUUUUUAUCUGAACUCUGGAUAUUCAGAACAAAGCGCACAAACAGCAAAAGCACCAGAGCCAGCCGGGUUCAACUUUCGAGGUGGUUUAAUUCUGAGACUGAUCUGUUUCAUAUUGAAGCUCUAAAAUUCAAUGUUGCAAGAUGUCAUAAUUAAAAAAAUUUAUUUCAAUAAAUAGGCAAACUGUACUGUUGGAAGCCAUUGACCUGAGCAUACAGGUAUCAAGUGUUUUUUUUAAGACUGUAAAUACAUGUUGACAAAUGCGCGCUGUAACAAAGUUUCGUGAAAGUGUAACGUCGAGUAUGUGGAGCGUCACAGGAGAAUAUCUGAUUCUUUGUGAGAAUCGCCGUCAUGUUUUGGUUGAUUUUGUUUAGGGUGUCAAAAGUGUUCAUUGUGAUAAAUAAAUAAAAAAAUUGUGAGUGUU
Messenger RNA from Silurus meridionalis, 2746 nucleotides. It is a transcript of the gene tcerg1l, whose product is annotated as transcription elongation regulator 1 like. Gene Ontology annotation, molecular function: transcription coregulator activity; RNA polymerase binding. Lineage: Eukaryota; Metazoa; Chordata; Actinopteri; Siluriformes; Siluridae. The record is from RefSeq and is a predicted model, not a curated record. Gene Ontology annotation, cellular component: nucleus. The transcript is spliced from 14 exons. Bases 420 to 2189 code for a protein of 589 amino acids.